AUGUCCAGCAGUCAAGAAUCAGAUAGCCUGCUCAAUGUAUCGGGUCAGGAAGAUAGGGAACCUUCAGCAAACGGUCGCAAUGCUCGACAGAAUAGGUCUACAAGACGGAAUCUGAUCAGUUUUUGGAUUCUGGGUCUUUGCAACAAUUUCGCUUACGUUAUAAUGUUGAGCGCAGCUAAGGAUAUUCUGGAGAAAGAGCAUGAUGGACAUCCUGCAAACUCCACGAGUACUUGUCGGGAAAAGAUAGAUGAUAGACAUUGCCAACACUUAUCCACAGGGUCUGUCCUACUUGCUGACAUUCUUCCUUCUUUAAUAGUAAAAAUCACGGCGCCACUCUUCAUUCAUCACAUCCCCUUCGGGACUCGACAUUUGUUAACGGUCUUACUUCAAGCAUCAAGCUUCCUACUUGUGGCUUGCAGUGACAAUGUAGCAGAAGCUCUAACAGGAGUUGUUUUUGCAAGCCUUGGUUCGGGGCUCGGAGAAAUUUCUUAUCUCGCUCUAGCUGCACAUUAUCCGGGAGAUGUCGUCGGAGCUUGGUCUUCAGGCACAGGUGGCUCCGGUAUUUUUGGAGCGCUUGUGUACGCCACUUUAACAGAUUCUAGCACUUUCAACCUAACCCCUAGGUCAACACUAAUGUCUAUGCUGAUCAUUCCUAUGAUAUUUUGCUACACCUACUGGUUCCUACUUCGAAUACCUAGGUCACUUCAUAGAGUGAAUAUCAGGGAUUUCCGGACAUAUCUAGUUUCACAUUCUGUCGAAGAAGUAGAAGCGUCUGACACGGGCGAGAACGGUGUUCUGCAAGAUUUGUCGAUCAACCGAACAAGAAAUAGGAGAAGAGAUCCCAGAGUUGUGAAAUCUCUCUUGAAGUACAUAAUUCCUUUAGUACUCGUGUAUUUCGGUGAAUAUUUCAUAAACCAAGGGCUGGUAGAGCUACUAGAAUUUAAUUGUUCUUACGGCUUUGCUAUGGAUGCUGGAAGUCAAUACAGAUGGUAUCAAGUGCUAUACCAGCUCGGAGUUUUCAUUUCGCGUUCUUCGUCAACAGUUUUGACGAUUCCUACCGCCUACUUCCCACUACUGGCUGGUCUCCAGUUGUUCAAUGCCGUCUUCUUCUAUCUCGAGGCUGUCUAUUAUUUCGUUCCUCACAUCUCUAUAAUUUUUGCAAUCAUAGUCUAUGAGGGAUUGCUUGGUGGUUCAGCCUAUGUAAAUACUUUCAAUUCCAUACAUAGAGAGAUUCCCACUGAGUUGAAGGAGUACAGUAUGGGUGUAGUCUCUGUUUCUGACUCGGUUGGAAUAGUUUUUGCUGGUUUUCUGGCAAUCCCAAUUCAUAACUACAUUUGCUCACUUCCUUUACACUUGUGA
Molecule: messenger RNA, 1359 nt
Organism: Auanema sp. JU1783
Lineage: Eukaryota; Metazoa; Nematoda; Chromadorea; Rhabditida; Rhabditidae
Source: the annotation of a GenBank genome assembly